AUGAGAGCUAGUUACACUAAUCUUCAAAGAAAAUACCAAAAGCAAUUAAUCUCAGAAAAGAGUGACUUUUCAAUGCAUCUGUGCAACCUGGAAAAGGAAAAUGAAGCUCUCAAAACCGAUUAUGAAAAAUUGAGGCAAAAGAAUGAACAAACAAUUUUGUUGCUGAGACAACAAUUGACAGAUGAGAAAAAUACUGUUCUUAGCAUUCAGAAACGCUGUGAUGAACUACAUUCUCAACUUGAGACGAAAAUUCAAGAAGAAAUUGAUCAUAAGAACAUCACCAAGGAGUCAGAAAAGCAGCACCAGUUAGCUGUCGAUGAACUUAAAAAGCAACUGGACGAUCACAAGCAUACAAUCAGGCUUCAGGCUGAAGAGUUGAUGGUUGCAAAAGCAUCGCUUACAAACAAAAACUCAGAAAUCCACCGCCUUUCUCAUGAAACUGAAUUAAAAAAAACAGAUCUAAUUAAUUCUCAAAAAUCAGUCAAAAGAUUAGAAAAAACUGUGGCAAAGCAUCUAAAUCUUCUGUUACAUCGGAAACAAAAUUCAGCAUCUAGUAUAUCGGUGAAAUGUAGUCCAACUUCACAAGCUGAUUCGUCGUCAUCAGUUUUGCCACAACAGUCUCCCAUUGAUCAGGAAGAGAUCAGUCAAAAAGUUCGAUACUUGGAGGACCAAUUAAAUGAAGCUAACAAUGCACUAAUAGAGAAGAUGCUAGAAAUAAGUCGAUUGGAAAAUACAUGUCAAACAGCUUCUGCAACAAUUCGUCGCUUAGUGGAAUCCAAAACAUAUUCUAAUGGGCAAACUAAAUCCUUGGACGAGUCUAUUGAUGAAGCCUGUGAAAGGGUAAAAAACUUUGAAAAAAAAUUAGUGGUGGUGGAAAAGGAUUUAUCGUCUAAGUUGUGUAAAUCAAUGUCUGAAAUAUCUCGACUGAAAAGAUGUGUUCAUGAAUUUCAAGCUUUCAAGCAAUAUGAAGUAAAUCAUAAAACGAUGAUGAAAUACAGUUCAGAUGUUGGCGUACAAACAGCGAGAGAUUUAAUAUCACAAGGAUCAUUAAAGGCGAAAUCUGUUCAAACACUUAUUAAUGAUCAGUGGACUGGCAAACAUGAUUUUCUUCACUCUUAUGAGAAUCUUCUGAAUCAGAACGAAGCACUUCAUAAUGAACGAACCAAUUUACGCACACGUCUCUCCCAUCAACUCUUGUCGCUUCGCAAAUUGCAGCAGGAUAAUGUAGCUUUAUCUGAUUUGUUAACAAAUGCAGAAAAGUUUAAUCGAAAAUGUAUCAAUUGUUUUACUGACUUGAAUUCCACACCACCUAUGUUAUAUAAUGUUCAUUGUGUAUCACCAGGCAACUCAUCUUUACGUGUAGUUAACAGUUUAACUAAAGAAGAUGUCAAUAAUUCUCAAAUAGUUACAGUUAAAAAUCAUUCAACCUCUUUAAAUACUGUUCACAAUGAAAUUGAUUUCAAUGAUAAUCCUUAUAGUCGUGAUACUGAACUUCUAAAGACUGCUAAAGUUGAAAAAGUUACGGAAAAUAAACUGUCCAGUAAUCAAAAAGUGAAACAAAUCAAUCAACCAAAUGAGUUAAAUGAAUCAAUACAAAGAUUAGUCCCACCUUUACACUUGUCAUCGUCAUCAUCUCCAUCACCUUCAGUCAAACCUUCAGAUUGUAAUCUUAAUUCAAAUGGAAAUGCUUUGAUUACUUCAUAUAAAGGUGAAUAUAAAAUUGUUUGCCAGGAUUUAUCUUCAACAUCUCCAGAAACAUCAGAGCACUACCUAAAUUGUAACAGUGAAUCAUCAGCUAUUGGCUCACUUCAUGAUACAUUUCGUGUGCAUUAUCCCAAUAAUUCAAGUGUUGAACCAGUCAGAAUAGUAUCUACAAGUGUUCCUCAUUUUUCUGUUACUAGUAAACACAAUUCAUCUUUGGUUGAUUCGCAUGUAAACUCUCAGUUUUAUCAUUUGUCAAGUAUGCCAACUUCAAUAUCAUAUGGCAAGGCGAUAAGUCACUUAUUGUAUGAUUCACCAUCAUCCUCAACAGCAGUAACAACGACGCCGUUAUUAAUUCAGUCGAAUUUAAACAAUUCUCAAGUUGGUCACAAUGGUUUACAACAUAAUGAAAGAAAAGUUGACGAAGUGGAGGAGGAAGAGGAGGAGGAUACAGCUGUCUACAAUCUGGCUGCAAAAUUUCUCGCCGAUGAACAAAAACAUUCCAUUUUAUUAGAACAACAGAUCGAUGCACAUUUGAAAAAUUUAAAAGAGCACGCUGCACACUUUAAUGGAUUUUGA
Heterobilharzia americana is the source of this 2280-nucleotide messenger RNA. The record is from the annotation of a GenBank genome assembly. Lineage: Eukaryota; Metazoa; Platyhelminthes; Trematoda; Strigeidida; Schistosomatidae.